Phalaenopsis equestris is the source of this 1025-nucleotide messenger RNA. Its product is annotated as N utilization substance protein B homolog. Lineage: Eukaryota; Viridiplantae; Streptophyta; Magnoliopsida; Asparagales; Orchidaceae. Bases 49 to 945 code for a protein of 298 amino acids. Gene Ontology annotation, cellular component: chloroplast. The record is from RefSeq and is a predicted model, not a curated record. Gene Ontology annotation, molecular function: RNA binding. Gene Ontology annotation, biological process: regulation of DNA-templated transcription; DNA-templated transcription termination. The transcript is spliced from 7 exons.
AAAUAUUGAGAACAGAAAUAGUCGAGCUUUAUCUUCUCCCUUUCAAGCAUGGAAGCAUGCUCGGCUCUAUCCCUCUCUUCUCCCAAAACCCACCUCCUCUUCAACCUCUGCAACUCACCUCAUUCUUCUUCUUCUUCUUCUAACAGCAAACCCUUCUGCUCUUUCUCCCCAAACCUCCAUUCCAAUAUUCACAAAUCUCUCACCUUCUCUUCUUCAUCUAAAAACUCUUUCUUUCUCUCUCAACCUCAUGCUGUUGCAGACGCCCUAGAAGCAGCUACGGAGACUUCAAAUCUUUCACAAGGAGCUUUCUCUAAGAUCGACAAUGGCGGGCGAUUCGGUAGCCCUAGAGCUGCCAGGGAACUCGCUCUGUUGGUCGCUUAUGCCGCUUGCUUAGAAGGCUCUGAUCCUGUUCUUCUCUUGGACAAGAGGGUUAAUGCAAAGAGAGUGCCGGGUUAUAUCUUCGACAAGGCCUCUCUGUUGCAGUAUGAUCACAUGAGCUUUGGUGGGGAACCUGUUCAAGUGGAAACUGAAGAAGAGGCUGAGGAGCUUAGGCAAAAGAAUGAAAAGGAUUCAAUAAUUGAUUCUCUUCUUCCAGAAGCAGAAGUUCUUUCAGCGCCGCCAAAGCUGGUCUACAAUAAGUUUGUUCUUAGAUUGGCCAGAGAUCUCUUGGUAGCAGUCGUGAAUCAGUGGAAUGAGCAUGUCCUUAUCAUUGAGAAAAUAAUCCCCCAGAAUUGGAAGGAUGAACCUUCUGCUAGAAUCUUGGAACUUUGCAUUUUGCAUCUUGCAAUGGCAGAGAUCACAGCUUUAGGAACGCGGCAUCAGAUCGUCAUCAAUGAGGCUGUUGAUCUGACAAAGAGAUUCUGUGAUGGAUCUGCUCCCCGAAUAGUAAACGGUUGUCUGCGGACUUUCAUCAAACAUCAUAACAGCAGAAUUUCUACUGUAUAACAUUAUCUGUUAAGGCUCAAAAGAAUAGUUACUGAUAAAUAUUUCUUAUUAUUUUCAAUUCAAAUUUUAUCAUUCAUUGA